GAAUGGCAGGAUCAGGGUCAUAGGAGAGGAAACAGAAUUUUCUAACUCUUCACUAUUGUGUUGUUGUCUAUAAAACAUGAAAACCAUGGCUUAUGUUUAAUGUGGGUCUUACAUUUUUAUUUGGAGUCACAAAAAUACUAGAAGGAAAAGGAAUGGAUGAAAUAGAGGAUUCCAAUUCAAAGGGAACACUGGAAAAGAAUACUGAUGAGCUAGACGGAAGUGGGAUUAGCUUCGGGAAAAGGAAGGGAGUGAGAGUAAGUGGGAAGUACUUGUCUCCCAUGGACUGGGAGAGAGGGGCAUCCUCUCCAGCCUCCGAGCUGCCCUCUGCACGCAGGCAGCAGCCAACAGCGCCCCCUGGAGCCCUGGCUCCUCCCCUGCAGGAGGCCAGCUUUCAGGACGAAGGCAGAGCUGGGGCUGUGCGAGCAGAUUGCAAGCUCAGUGACGACUGGAGAGGGGAAGAGGGGAGAACUGGGACCCCCUGUUCGGAUCCAGGAAUUUCUAAGCAAACCUUAGAAGAACUGAAAAAUCUCUUGAGGGAGAGUUCUCUGCUGAGCGCCCGAGGCAAGGAAAUUGGCAAGCAGGGCAGUGCUUAUUCUUACUUAUGUGCAAUAAAGCCCGGAGGCAGGCUGAAAGAAGGCCCGGUCAGGCCUUUCACCACUUUCAAGCCCCACUCGGAGGGAUCCCAGAGGACGCCCAAGCCAGCGGAGGGUCUUCCCCAGCCUAAAUCUAACCAUGAUACGCCUGACUCCAGCAGGCCUGAAGCUAGCAGCUCAAAGCCAGUCGACUCCAGGCAUCCAGCAAAUAACUCUGGAAUGAAAACAGACAACAGUGUUGGGAAUAUGACUGAAACUGAUAACAUAAAGGAUCCAAACAUGGAGACGAACGGAUAUCAAAGUGCUUUGCACUUCACUGCAGGCAUUGAGCACAUCAAACAGCAGAUUGCAAGAGAGGAAAUUAGCUUCGUCCGUUUCGAAGCCACGGACCUGCACGGUGUCUCACGGUCCAAGACUGUCCCGGCUCGGUUCUUCCAGGAAAAAGCUAUAUAUGGUGUUUCAAUGCCAAGGAGCUAUCUGGAACUGACCCUGAGCCCUAAAGACAAUGAAGUGGACCACAUCAGUGCUGCCAGCUUCAACGGGGAUGUGCUCCUCAUCCCUGAUCUUCCUACCUUUCGCAUCCUUCCCUGGUCAGAGAGAACAGCCCGAGUGAUCUGCGACUCAUGUGCUCUCAAUGGCAAUCCACUGAGCACGUCCCCGCGACACGUAGCAAAACAGCUUCUAAACCAGCUGAGAGCCAUGGGGCUAUCCUUGCAUUCGUCUUUCACUUACGAGUGUUGCAUUUUUGGCUUCCCCGAGAAAAUAAAUUCAAAAACUCUGUUCUUCCCAGCCGCAACCUUGCUGAGCAACCAUGACCUCCCGUUCUUUCAGCAGCUCAUCGACGGCAUGUACUUCAUGGGAGCCGAUGUUGAGAGCUUCGCUUCUGCCAGUGGGCCUGGACAAAUGGAGAUCUCCUUUCAGCCGGAGUUUGGGAUCAGUGCCGCUGACAGUGCGUUUACUUUCAGAACUGGCAUCAAAGAGAUGGCCAAACGGCAUGGCUUUAUUGCAAGCUUCUUCACAAAUGAUGGGUUCUACAACUCGGGCAUCUUCUCCCACAGUCUCUGGGAUGUCAACGGCAAGAGGAAUCUCUUGCAGGCUGGUGGUGCCGAACUGUCGGAAAUCGGCAAGAAGUGGUUAGCUGGGCUGCUGUAUCAUUCGGCGGCUCUGAGCUGCCUGAUGGCCCCGGGCAUCAGUUGUCGCCAUCAGAUUUCUAAGGAUGCCAAGGACCCCAAGCAGGCGGUGUACGUGACAUGGGGAUGCAAUGACAACAGCUGUGCCUUCAAUGUGAAAUGCCACGGUGGAAAAGGCACACGUGUAGAUAACAAGCUGGGCUCAGCCACUGCGAACCCCUACCUUGUGCUUGCUGGGACCGUGGCGGCAGGCUUAGACGGAAUCAGGCGGAAUCUCGCCGUCGACAGCGGCCCCAACGGAGCUCCGGCUCAACAGCCGCCGAAGCGCUUUGCUGUUCCCUUGAAGCUGGAAGACGCCUUGGCUGCCCUCGAGGAAGACCACAUCAUCAGAGGAGCCCUAGGCGAUGUCUUUGUUCAAUAUUUCAUAGCUAUGAAGCGGUAUGAGAUAGAAACAAAAGAACUAGACGCCGAGAGAAAUAAAUACUUAGAAUACUUCAUUUAGGACUCACACCGAGCACCGGUGAGCAGCAAGAUCCACAAUUCAAGCCUGCUGCAUCAACCAGCCCCAGUCGUGAGUUAAGAAGAGCUGAUCUCUCGAAACAAGUUGCCCAUUUCAGAGAUGACAAAGCUGGGAUUUCUUCUUAUUACAUGCAAAUUAAGUUACUGAAAAAGUGCAUGAGAACAAUAUUUAUUUAAAUUUAUAAUACUAUUAUUUACUUUUAUAGAUGGCUUCAUAAUCAUUUCACCUUAUAAUGUUUGUUUUUUUAAAUAAGGCUCACACUUGAUUUCCAUUUUUAUGUGCUCUCUAACAAUAAAUUUCAGAUCUCACUUAUGGAUUGCUAGUUGUAUUUGUAUUGAGACCAAGAGCUGGAUAUUUACUCAUGUCACGUCACUGUUCUUCUGUGAUUUCUUUUCCCUCUCAGUAUCGAUUUAUAGUACUGCAUGACAUUCAGAUUGAAUU
This is a messenger RNA of Lepisosteus oculatus (spotted gar), 2684 nucleotides long. RefSeq names its product lengsin, lens protein with glutamine synthetase domain (gene lgsn). Lineage: Eukaryota; Metazoa; Chordata; Actinopteri; Semionotiformes; Lepisosteidae. The record is from RefSeq and is a predicted model, not a curated record. Gene Ontology annotation, cellular component: cytoplasm; membrane. Gene Ontology annotation, molecular function: glutamine synthetase activity.